AUGGUAUGUAUGUUUGACGAUAAAACUGCGAGAAACGUCGUCUCUAGCACCCUAACAGGCCACUAUCGAUCUGCUUGGAGGAAUUACGGAGAGGUUGAUCAGGGGACGAAGGAUUAUCGGUGGAACUUGUUUUGCAAACAAUGCACAUGGGCACCUGAGUUAAACGACCAUGUGAAGCGAACCUUCGAAGUCAAGUUCGCAGAUCAGAUGAGGGACAUGUUUCACGCAGUCGCACACAGGAUGAACGGUAAGAAGCUGAAAUGGAUGAUCGAGGAAGUCCACAAGGAUAUGAUGGACGUUUUGGCCAAUAAUGAUACGUACUAGAAGAGGUCCAAACAAAACAAGAAGAACAGAAGAGGCGGAUCGAUAGACAAUGUGGUUGAGCCAACCCAUUACCAGGGUUCAAUUUAAUUUGUACAGCAUGCU
This is a messenger RNA of Chenopodium quinoa (quinoa), 426 nucleotides long. RefSeq lists its product as uncharacterized. The record is from RefSeq and is a predicted model, not a curated record. The transcript is spliced from 3 exons. Bases 1 to 324 code for a protein of 107 amino acids. NCBI's taxonomy places the organism in Eukaryota, Viridiplantae, Streptophyta, Magnoliopsida, Caryophyllales, Amaranthaceae.